Molecule: messenger RNA, 2041 nt
Organism: Pyrus x bretschneideri (Chinese white pear)
Lineage: Eukaryota; Viridiplantae; Streptophyta; Magnoliopsida; Rosales; Rosaceae
Product: protein NRT1/ PTR FAMILY 2.8-like
Exons: 3
Coding region: 81-1889 (602 amino acids)
Biological process (GO): transmembrane transport
Cellular component (GO): plasma membrane
Molecular function (GO): transmembrane transporter activity
Source: RefSeq, a predicted model, not a curated record
AGAGAGGAAGAGAGAAAGAGAGAGAGAGAGAGAGAGAGAGAGAGAGAGAGAGAGAGAGAGAGAGAGAGAGAAAGAAAGAGAUGGAGAAUGACAAUGAUUCUUCACCAUUAGAGCAAGCGCUUCCUUCAAACCCUAGAAAAGGAGGAUGGAGAGCUAUCAAAUACAUUCUUGGGAAUGAAUCGUUCGAGAAGCUGGCUUCGAUGAGUUUGAUAGCCAACAUCACAGUGUACUUGAGUACAAGAUACAACUUAAGUGGAAUAUUUGUGGUAAAUGUGAUUAAUAUAUGGAAUGGUACAUCCAAUGCUGUAACACUGGCAGGUGCCUUUUUGUCUGAUGCUUAUCUGGGCAGAUUUCGUGCUCUUCUCCUUGGAUCCAUAUCAUCUUUCCUGGGUAUGGGAGCCAUAACCCUUACGGCAUCUAUAGAUAGCUUAAGACCCUCCACCUGCAAAGAGCCAGACCAUUGCCCUCAGCCCCACACUUGGCAGCUGGUCUUCCUCUACAUUGCUCUUGGACUGCUCUCCGUAGGAGCAGGGUUCAUCAGACCCUGCAACAUUGCCUUUGGUGCUGAUCAAUUUGACACCAGAACAGCGAAAGGAAGGGCGCAACUAGAAAGCUUCUUCAAUUGGUGGUAUUUCUCUUUCACAGUUGCCCUAGUUGUGGCCCUCACUGGAGUUGUGUACAUCCAGACCAAUAUCAGUUGGGUCAUAGGGUUUGCCAUUCCCACUGCCUGCCUUGCUUCCUCUAUCACCAUUUUCUUGUUCGGCCGCCACACUUACAUUUACUUGAAGCCUCAAGGGAGCAUUUUUUCGGACAUAGCCAAGGUCAUCACGGCUGCGUGUCGAAAAUCAAGAGUUAGGGUUGCACCGGCUUCCGAACACUCAUUUUAUGAUCCUCCACUGAACAAUGCAUCUGAUCAGCAACAUAUGAUCUUGAAGCUCUCUCACACUAAUCGCUUCAGGUUCCUUGACAGAGCUGCAAUAAUAACGAACCCAAAUGAAUUGGACAAUCAAGGCAAGCCUAGGAGCAGUUGGAGGCUGUGCAGCCUCCAACAAGUUGAGCAACUGAAGUGCUUAGUGGCAAUUCUUCCAGUUUGGGUUACGGCAAUUGGGACUUUCAUGUGCAUGGACCAACAUAGCACAUUCGGGGUCUUACAAAUAUUGCAAACGGACAGAUCCAUGGGACUGCAUUUCAAAUUCGCACCUGGAUGGAUGAAUAUCAUAGCCAUGCUUGCACUUGCAACGUGGAUAUUCAUCUACGAGCAAAUUUACCUCCCGCUGGCCCGAAGAAGGAGCAGGAGGAACAAAAGACUGACAAUGCAACAGAGGAUCAACACUGGCAUUGUGCUGUCCAUUGUGUCAAUGUUGGUAUCUGGAAUAGUUGAAGAGCAUCGUCGGAAAACUGCUUUGAAACACAGAUCAUUUAUUUCGCCCGUGAGCUUUGCGCUACUCUUGCCACAGUUUGUCUUAUCAGGGUUGACUGAGGCCUUUGCCGCUGUUUCCAUAAUGGAGUUUUUCACCAUGCAAAUGCCGGAGAGCCUGAGGACUGUUUCCGGGGCAGUCUUCUUCCUCAGCUUAUCGGUUUCGAGUUAUCUAGGCUCUUUGAUAGUCAAUAUAGUCCACAAGGCAACCCAAAUGAAGGGGAAAACUCCGUGGCUCGGCGGUCAUGACCUUAACAAGAAUAAGCUGGACUACUACUACUACAUCAUUGCUGGCAUCGGAGUUGUUAACCUUGUGUAUUUCAAUUUCUUUGCUCGACAUUACGUAACGGUUGGAAGGUCUGGAAAAGGGAUAAGGGAGAUGCAGCUGGAGAAUCCGAGUGUGCAUGGUUCAAGAGACCGAGUGGAACGUGAAUCGAAGGAUGAGGAGAAAGGGUUGGGAACUCAUGCGUAGAUGGAGAUGGACAUAAUUAUGUUAUUUGUGCUUUUAUGUUAUUUAUGCUAUUUUGUUUGUUAAGAAUAACGUACCUGGAAAUGGACAAUUUAUUAAUGCUAUUCUGUUAGUUUGAAAGUAUCUAUAUGAAGUUAGGCAGUACUAGAAAAAGC